Molecule: messenger RNA, 786 nt
Organism: Acanthosepion pharaonis
Lineage: Eukaryota; Metazoa; Mollusca; Cephalopoda; Sepiida; Sepiidae
Source: the annotation of a GenBank genome assembly
AUGAUCUAUCUAUCUAUCUAUCUAUCUAUCUAUCUAUCUAUCUAUCUAUCUAUGCCAUUCCGUUCAUUAUCUAUCUAUCUAUCUAUCUAUCUAUCUAUCUAUCUAUCUAUGCAAUCAUGUUCAUUAUCUAUUAUCUAUCUAUUUAUUUAUCUAUCUAUCUAUCUAUCUAUCUAUCUAUCUAUCUAUGCCAUUCCGUUCAUUAUCUAUCUAUCUAUCUAUCUAUCUAUCUAUCUAUCUAUCUAUCUAUCUAUCUAUCUAUGCCAUUCCGUUCAUUAUCUAUCUAUCUAUCUAUCUAUCUAUCUAUCUAUCUAUCUAUCUAUCUAUCUAAGUUGGUUCUUAUCUAUCUAUCUCUGUUCUCUGUUCAUAUUUCUGUUGGUACUUAUCUAUCUCUCUAUCUAUCUAUCUAUCUAUCUAUCUAUCUAUGCCAUUCCGUUCAUUAUCUAUCUAUCUAUCUAUCUAUCUAUCUAUACACUGUUUUGUCCUUUCUCUCUCCAAGUGUUUAGGCCGUUCACUCUCCUAAUGUUUAGUCCGUUCACUCGCCUAGUGUUUAGUCUUUUUACACUCCUAGUGUUUAGUCUUUUCUCUCUCCAAGUGUUUAGUUCUUUGACUCUCCUAGUGUUUAGCCCUUGCUCUCUUCAAGUGUUUAGUCCUUUCACUCUCCUAGUGUUUAGUCCUUUCUCUCUUCAAGUGCUUAGUACUUUCUCUCUCCUAAUGUUUAGUCCUUUCUCUCUCUUAGUGUUUAGUCCUUUCACUCUCCUAGUGUUUAGUCCUUUCUCUCUCCUGUGA